Molecule: messenger RNA, 609 nt
Organism: Heterobasidion irregulare TC 32-1
Lineage: Eukaryota; Fungi; Basidiomycota; Agaricomycetes; Russulales; Bondarzewiaceae
Exons: 3
Coding region: 1-609 (202 amino acids)
Source: RefSeq, a predicted model, not a curated record
AUGCCUGUCAACUCAGCAGGUCUCUCCAAGGCCUCUAUCCUUCGUACCACACACACACCGCCAACUGCCGCCUCUCCCUCUGAACCGCUGUCGCGCGCGCCGCCUGCUGCCCUCAUCGUGCGCACGCGCGUGCCGACUGUGUCCCUGCCUUCGAACCACUCGCCUCCCGCACAUUCCGCCGCACGCAACACCGCCCAGCGCCCAGCGCCCACGCCUGCAGCUGCUUGUACUGCGCACACACCGCCAACUGCCGCCUCUGCCUCUGAACCGCUGUCGCGCGCGCCGCCUGCUGCCCUCAUCGUGCGCACGUGCGUGCCGACUGUGUCCCCGCCUUCGAACCACUCGCCUCCCGCACAUUCCGCCACCACCCAGCGCUCAGCGCCCACGCCUGCAGCUGCUUGUACUGUGUACACACCGCUGACUGCCGCCUCUGCUGCCCUCAUCAUGCGCACGCGCGUGCCGACUGUGUCCCCGCCUUCGAACCACUCGCCUCCCGCACAUUCCGCUGCGCGCAACGCGCACACAUAUGCGGAAUCCACCUGCACCUCCAGACCGCCCAGCGCCCAGCGCCCACGCCUGCAGCUGCUUGUACUGCGCACACACCGCUGA